This is a messenger RNA of Austrofundulus limnaeus, 3549 nucleotides long. RefSeq names its product FYN-binding protein. NCBI's taxonomy places the organism in Eukaryota, Metazoa, Chordata, Actinopteri, Cyprinodontiformes, Rivulidae. Gene Ontology annotation, molecular function: protein binding. Bases 178 to 2814 code for a protein of 878 amino acids. Gene Ontology annotation, biological process: T cell receptor signaling pathway; protein localization to plasma membrane; integrin-mediated signaling pathway. The record is from RefSeq and is a predicted model, not a curated record. The transcript has 19 exons. Gene Ontology annotation, cellular component: plasma membrane.
AGGGACGCAGGUGCGUCAACAGCGGCGGCGGCGCUUUCAAAUUGUUUGUGUUAGCGUCCGUGAUAAGCAUGGAGGGACUGUUCCUGCCUAAAAGAACCGGGUGGUGUCUCGUUUUCAGAGUUUGAACCGCCUUAAAUGUUCAGUCUGGAUGAGUGAUGAAUAAACCCUGUGACCAACAUGGACGAGGAUGGACCAACUGACUUCAAAGCACUGAGGGCUAAAUUUCAGGAAGAGGGCCUUGUUACUCAGUGGAAAACCAGCCGUCCAGCCGUUGCUGAGAAGCCCAAACACUUUGCCCCUCCUGUAGGACCCGGCAGCUCAGCGGUUGGUGGUACUAACUCAGCUGGAGAAAGCAACUCCCCAGUGGUUCCCCGUGUCUUCUCCAGAGAUGCUCUUCGGUCAUCUGGAGGCAAGCGAUCGAUCUCCCUUCCACCUCAGCGGACUCCUCCCCCGUCACAGCCUGCUGAUGGACACUGCGCGGCGAGGCAGUCCCUCAGGGAUCGAAACAUGCCUUUGGUGCUCCCUGUCCCGCCUUCAAAAGAUCAGAGGCUGGAUUUACCAACUGACAGGGAGCACAGUCCUGACCAGGAACUGGGAAAAGACCUCUCACCACAGAAUACAUUUAAGAAGAAUGCUGCGCUGUUUCCUUUCAAGUCUGUUAAAGCAACAAAAGCCAGUGCAGGAACCAGAGAGGGAGCCACAUGUGCUGAUUUUACUAACAGGCCCAGCAGUGCUCCUGGUGACCUGCCCUCAGUGGAAAAACCAGGAAACAAAACCUGGCUCCAAAGGGAGCAGGCAGCCUCUGAUCCCUCGCUCUCUAGUCCUGAAAUCCUAGUUAGCCCCCCAUCUUCUGACGUGGACCCCGACAACAGUAACCUAAGCACGGCGGAGAAGGCUAAGAGUUUGUUCUCACUGCGGCAGAUGUUCAUUUCUGCCAAAAUCAAGACUUUUCCUUCCCCCGACAAAACGUUUCUUUUACCUCCGGAGAACCCCAACGGCCUCGGUACCAACGUACCCCCACCUGUGUGUCGUCCUCACCUGGCUUGUAUUUCUGCUCGACCUUUUUCCAAAGUUACCCCCUCUCCGUGGAAGCCAGCAGCUGAUUUUCAGCUUUUGAGAGAUAAAGCUGUGAGAACGGCUGGAUUUAAUCGGAGUAGUCCCGUAAAAAAACGAUUACCAGAUUUAAGCAGGCUCGGACCGGUGCCGACGAAGCCCUCUAGACCACCUAUAGUAGACAUCAGCUCUUACCCCUCACUCACAGUUAAAGGUGCAUCACCGGCUCAGCUCCAAACACCAGACGAAGAACGUCCCGAGCACACCCUGGCCUCCAGCCCCCUGCUGGCUGCACCAGAGUUCCCAGACUUUGAAAACUCAGAGGUGGAAGCUGUGCUGGGUGAAGCUGUAGACAUCACUGCAUUAGAGCUUGAAGCGUUGGACCUAGUUUACACUAACCUCACAACGCCCUCCCAGUGUAAGGAAGCAGAUCUGGAGGCUCCAGAACCUGCUGUGUCAGAGGUCUGCGGCCUCCCCGUCGUCCCAGAUCUAAACCUCGGCAGUCCGUAUCUAAUCCCUCUGGAUCCAGCCUGCUUCCCCGGACCAAUAAACCUGUCAGAGUUUCCAGAGCAGCAGUCGUACAGCCAAGUGUUAGAUGCUUUUACUACCUCUGAGACUGAUCUGGGAGCUGCAGAGAGUCAGUCUCUACCAGAGGAAACUGAACUCAGGAGCCAUACAUCCAACGAUGACACUCAAACCUAUUUCAGAGACCAGGACUACUACAACCAAACAUCUGAUGUGUACGAAGAUGUUGAGAGCGUCAAUAAAUCCGCCUCGGGCCAGGGUUCAACCAAACAGAAAAACAAACUGAAAAAUCCGUACGAUGACCCCCAACCUGCGAGGGAGGAACAGAAUGUUAAACGGACGCGGCACACGUGGGGCAGCCUGACCAGAGAACACUCUGCCUCCUAUGGCAUCAGUAAGGAGCAGUCCAGUCCCAACGCUGCUGUCUAUAAAGAACAGAGGAAGAAGGAAAAACAGCGUCUGGAGAAGGAGAGAAAGGAGCAAAAAGAGAGAGAAAAGAAGGAUAAUGAAAUGAAGAAGAAAUUCAAAGUGACUGGGAAUGAGGAGCCAAUGUACCAUGCCAAGGUGAUGGUGGCCAGUAAGGUUCGCAAGAAUGACCUUCCUGUGAUGAGCGGGGACACGGUCAGCAUCAUCCGGACCACCAACUGUCCCAAAGGCAAAUGGUUGGCCCGAGACGCCAACCACAAGUAUGGUUAUAUCUCAGUGAUGAAUGUGGAGCUAAAUAUGAAGGAGAUGUUAGAACUGGGCAAAAAGGCUCAAGCUGCUGGCCGAGGAGGAAACGUGGAGGCAGACACCAUCAGUAAUGGGAGCAGAUCCUCGACCCACCCAGCUCUAACCAGCAGCUUCACAGAUGAUAGUGAGGAGUGGGCCCAUGAAGAGGACACCCUGUCACCAUCCACUGAGAGCCACCCCACUCAGCAGACCGCCUCAGAGCCAGAGACAUCAUGUGUUCAUGUGGACGUCCAGCAAACCCUGAGUGAUGCCAACCUGGACGACCUGCACACUCUGAUCAGUCAUGAAGCCCUGCAGAAACUGGCCUUCAUCCUUCAGUCCACUAAAAAUGAAACCUUUGACGUCUCAGAUGAAGGAGCAACUCCUACAAAUGUUGAAACAUCAAGCUUCUUGUGCGCGGUUGACGAACCUCCGUAUCUCGAACAGGACGUUGACUUCACAGAGAUGGAGCUCCUGCCUCCUCCUCCCCUCUAUGCUGAUAACUUUGAUUUAUACAUGAACUGAAGCAGGGACUGUUCCUGUCAGACAUCUACUGUUGGAAAACUAAUAUUGAAUUUAAAAUGAGUUUUCUCCUUUCUGUGGAGGGAAACAGCAUCAUGACUGCACUGAGUUCUUGAUUUCUGUUUAGCACACAGUCUUGUUUUAGUCACUAAUUAAAUAAAUGAUGCACAAAUAUAAUAUUGCACUUAAGCUAAUGGAGGUAAAUAGUUAUUUGUGAUGAAUUAAAGGACAAUUUGGGAUAUUUUGAAGGGGGGGUUCUGUGGAAAGAUUUUGAGCAAUUAAUAUCUUACCUGUUGCAGAUGGAAAUGGGUUUGGUCUGACAGGAUUGGUGAGACCAAAAUGAGUUGCUGUCGUCUUAAAUGUCAGAAAUGUCAUAGUGACUGAUGUAAACACGGCUUCAUCUUUCACUCAUUUAUUUAAGUUUAUUUAAAAGGUUAUUUACAUCUAUGCCAGCACAAGCACUAGUAGGAAUUACACAAUAUUUAAUGCAAAAUUAACAGUGUACAGGUUUAAAUAAGUGUUUGCAUGAAUCUCAGUGAAUUUUUAAUUUGCAUUCAGACUAGCCAUUAGCUCUUCAAUCCCAUCAGACAUGAACUGUGAGCUGUUUAAAUAAAACGUUAACUUGUUUUUCAACAGAACCAGGAUUUAAAAUGGUCAGAAAAUCCCUUUUUAAAGUUUGUCCAUGUCUACACGUGUUUUCUGUUUCGAUAUAACAUCAAAUAAAAGUUUUGACAAUGA